AUGUCGAAGUUGAAAACUGUCUUCUCAUUUUUGGAUAAGAAAGAAAAUGGAGAGAUUGGAGUGGACGAUGUCGGCGCUGUACUGAGAGCUUUCGGGUACAGGCCAACUGAUGAAGAACUCCAAUACAUGGUCCAAGAAGUAACCCAAAAUCAUGAGAAAGGUUCAAUUACCUUCAACGAAUUCUUAGCGCUGAUGACGGAGGAGGACACCGAAGAUGACCUGAAAGAAAUGUUCAGUGUGUUUGACAAGCAUGACAAAGGGUUCAUCAGCGUGUCUGAUCUACGUGAAGUCCUGAUCGAGCUCGGUAUCAAAACAACCGAUCGCGACAUCGACGAGAUGAUUGAAGAGGUUGAUGGGGAUCUGUCCGGCCACAUCACAUACACUGACUUUACAAGGAUCGUCACGUCGCAAUGAAUACAUCAGCAUCACCGAAUUAAUUCGCACCUUAGAGGCGGAGAGUGUUGGGCUUAAAGUGGGAUGGGUGGGGGGCAAGUAGGAGUACAAAUCAAGUUUUCCGUUAAUUAUGAACCCUGGCUGGGCCCCUUAAAGAAAAAGGUUGGCGAUCAUAAUUAUUAUAUUUAUUAUUAAAGCCAUUUGUAUGAUUAUUGCUUUAUUAACAAUAGUGCACAUGAUAGUGAUCUUGUUUGGCAAUUACCAUUUUGUGAUUGACCGCAAACCUUAGUGUUACGGCCGCGGGCGCUGGGGCGGAUAUAUUAUACUCAGUCGGGGUCAAAAAUACCCCCAUCAGUACAUAAUUAGGUGUCAAAUUAUAUUUUGUUGCAAUACUGGUGGUUUUACUAGGCGUUAAACUUGCAAUAUUCCUCUUAUCACGAUAUUAGUGAUAUAAAAUCCAUCAAAAUGGUAUCAAAUUUAGGAGAAACAGUUAUUAAAUGGCUGUGCUUACUCAUGAGCGAACGGUAUAGACCCAGUACAUAUUCAAUAUAUGCAUGAUUCUUUCCUGGGGAUCUAUUAACGAGUUAGUCCAUCAACCUGUUAUUAGUAAAUGAACUACAAUAUGAAUCGAGUCUGCAUUCAUAACUUGUUGAUAUAUCCGUGAAGCUCGGACAAGCUUUCAGGUGAUCAACCUUUGCUUAAAAAGUAUGAAUACAAUUUCAAUAAUUUAGUAAAAUGGUACAUUGCAUAUCAUUGUAA
Molecule: messenger RNA, 1152 nt
Organism: Strongylocentrotus purpuratus (purple sea urchin)
Lineage: Eukaryota; Metazoa; Echinodermata; Echinoidea; Camarodonta; Strongylocentrotidae
Product: calmodulin-like
Exons: 5
Coding region: 1-414 (137 amino acids)
Cellular component (GO): myosin II complex
Molecular function (GO): calcium ion binding
Source: RefSeq, a predicted model, not a curated record